This is a messenger RNA of Sarcophilus harrisii (Tasmanian devil), 6116 nucleotides long. It is a transcript of the gene RBM15B, whose product is annotated as RNA binding motif protein 15B. The record is from RefSeq and is a predicted model, not a curated record. Gene Ontology annotation, cellular component: nucleus. NCBI's taxonomy places the organism in Eukaryota, Metazoa, Chordata, Mammalia, Dasyuromorphia, Dasyuridae. Gene Ontology annotation, molecular function: mRNA binding. The transcript has a single exon. Gene Ontology annotation, biological process: regulation of alternative mRNA splicing, via spliceosome. The coding region runs from base 227 to 3055 and encodes 942 amino acids.
GCGCUGUCCCUGUCCCUGUCCCCUCCCCUUCCUCCCUGCGCUUUUCCUCCCCCGCCUUUUCGCGGCCGCCGCGCUCAGUCCUUUUGUCCAAGAUGGCGGCCCGGGGGGCGCUGCCUCCUCCUCCAGCUCCUGCUCCGGCCCCGGCCCCGCCGCCGCCGCCCCCGCGCCGCUGCCCGGUCGCGCUGUGAGGGAGGGGGCCCGGCCAGGCCCGGCCGGCCUCGGCGCCAUGAAGCGGCAGAGCGAGCGCGACUCGAGCCCGGGGGCCCGUGGGGCGUCGUCGUCGUCAUCGUCGGCGAAGCGGCCCCGGGAGCGGGAACGGGAUCGGGAUCGGGAGCGCGGGGAGCGGGAGCGGGAGCGGGGCGAGCGCGGGGAGCGGGAGCGCGGGGAGCGCGGGGAGCGCGAGCGGGAGCGCGGGGAGCCUGACUCGGGCGGAGGUAGCGGCGGGAGCCGGCGGGCCGCGCACAAGAGCUCCGGCUCGGGCUCGGGCUCCGGCUCCGGCUCCGGCCCUGCCAAGCACCAGGCCCCGGCCCGCGCCCGCGAUAAACCCCGCGGCGGCAGCGGCAGCGGCAGCAGCAGCAGCCACCGCGAUGGCCGAGGCUCCGGGGACUCCAACCACCGCGCAGGCAGCAGCGGCGGCCGCGGGGGCGGCGGGGGCCGUGCCAAAGCUGGCGGCGAGUCCGGCUCGGCGUCCGCCUCGUCCCCCGGGGCGUCCCCGCUGCUUCUGCUGCCGCCUCUCCCUGAGCCACCCGCGCCCACCCCGGCCCCGCCGCCGCCGCCCGCACCCGCGCCGCCUCCGCCGCCUCCCGAGUACAAGACGCUGCUCAUCAGCAGCCUGCGCCCCGCAUUGCCGGCCGAGCACCUGGAGGACCGCCUCUUCCACCAGUUCAAGCGCUUCGGCGAGAUCAGCCUGCGCCUGUCGCACACCCCCGAGCUGGGCAGAGUGGCCUACGUGAACUUCCGACACCCCCAGGAUGCCCGCGAUGCCCGCCACCACGCCCGAGCGCGCCAGCUCCUGCUCUAUGACCGGCCGCUCAAGGUGGAGCCCGUGUACUUGCGCGGCAGUAGCAGCAGCAGCCGCCGCAGCAGCAGCAGCAGCGCCGGGGCCGCUGCCACCACGCCGCCCCCCGGGCCCCCUGCCCCUGCGGAUACGCUGGGCUACCUGCCGCUGCACGGCGGCUACCAGUACAAGCAGCGCUCCCUGUCCCCCGUGGGCGCGCCCCCGCUGCGGGAGCCCCGGGCUCGGCACGCAGCGGCCGCCGCAGCCUUCGCCCUGGACGCGGCCGCCGCGGCGGCCGCCGUGGGCCUCUCCCGGGACCGGGCCCUGGACUACUACGGGCUGUACGACGACCGAGGGCGCCCCUACGGGUACCCGGCGGUGUGUGAGGAGGACCUGAUGCCCGAGGACGACCAGCGGGCCACCCGCAACCUGUUCAUCGGCAACCUGGACCACAGCGUGUCCGAGGUGGAGCUGAGGAGGGCCUUCGAGAAAUACGGCAUCAUCGAGGAGGUGGUGAUCAAGAGGCCGGCCAGAGGCCAGGGGGGCGCCUACGCCUUCCUCAAGUUCCAGAACUUGGACAUGGCUCACAGGGCCAAGGUGGCCAUGUCGGGGAGGGUGGUGGGGCGCAACCCGAUUAAGAUUGGCUACGGCAAAGCCAACCCCACUACCCGCCUCUGGGUGGGAGGCCUGGGGCCCAACACCUCCUUGGCUGCCCUGGCCCGCGAGUUUGACCGCUUUGGGAGCAUUCGAACUAUUGACCACGUCAAGGGGGACAGCUUUGCUUACAUCCAGUAUGAGAGCCUGGAUGCUGCGCAGGCUGCCUGUGUGCAGAUGAGGGGCUUCCCUUUGGGGGGGCCGGACAGGAGGCUCCGGGUGGACUUCGCCAAAGCCGAGGAGACCCGAUACCCCCAGCAGUGCCAGGCUGCUCCCCUCCCGGUGCACUACGAGCUACUCCCAGAGGGCUACAGCAGGCACCGAAACCUGGAGGCUGACUUGCGGGUCCGAGACAGGACUCCCCCCCACCUCCUCUACUCAGACCGCGACAGAAGCUUUGUGGAGAGCGAUUGGGCCAGCCCCUCCAAAAGCACCGACCGCCGGAAUAGCCUGGAGAGUUACGGCCGCUCGGUGCGCAGCCGCAGCGGAGAGAGGUGGGGCAGCGAGGGCGACCGCAGCCUGCCCAAGCCCUGGGAAGAGAGGCGAAAGAGGAGGAGCUUAUCCAGCGACCACGGCCGCACCGCCCACUCCCCCUAUGAGGAGAGAGGCAGAACCAAAGCCUCUGGGCCGCCCUCGGACCGGAGUCCAGAGAGGCCCCGGAGAGAGAACCACACCAGUGAGCCAGGGCCGGAGAAGGAGCCCAGCAACUCCCUGCCCAACAACAGGCACGGGGCCGAGGAGCGGGGACCAGACUCUCACCAGGGCAAAAAGAGGGACAGCGAGCGCAAUCAUCGAACCAGCGAGGUGGAGGCGAAACCCGCCCCGGAAGAGCCAAAACCGGAGACCAAAAAGCUAAAGAGUCUGUCCGAGUAUGCCCAGACCCUGCAGCUGGGCUGGAACGGGCUCCUGGUGUUGAAAAACAGUUGCUUCCCCACUUGUAUGCACAUUCUAGAGGGGGACCUGGGAGUGAUCAGUGGUCUCCUCAAAGACCAUGCUUCAGGGAGCAAGCUGACCCAGCUCAAGAUCGCCCAAAGACUUCGACUAGACCAGCCCAAACUGGAUGAGGUCACUCGGAGAAUCAAGCAGGGAAGCCCCAAUGGUUAUGUGGUACUUCUGGCCACUCAAGCUUCUCCGGGAGGGCCCGGAGCGGAGGGGACCCACGCUGUGGAGCCAGGCUUGCAGCGGAGGCUUCUCAGGAAUCUGGUCUCAUACUUGAAACAGAAGCAGGCUGCUGGGGUGAUCAGCUUGCCGGUGGGAGGGACCAAGGGCAGAGACAACACGGGCAUGCUCUAUGCCUUCCCUCCCUGUGAAUUCUCCCAGCAGUACCUCCAGUCUGCUCUAAGGACAUUGGGGAAGUUAGAAGAAGAGCAUAUGGUGAUAGUUAUAGUAAGAGACACUGCCUAGCCAAAACCUGGCUUUUCCCAAUCUUGUGUUUUCUUUGUGUCAUGAAAACAGUUAUUUUUAAAGCCAAUUCUGCUCUCGGUUUGGCUUUUCUGCCCAGUUAUUAUGGUUGGUUUGGUGAAGGCCAGAGCCCCUUCCACCAAAACUCAAUUUUUUUUUUUUUUAUGCCCAUUUGAAGGUAUUCCCAUUUUAUUGAUUUCUAAUGUAUGAAACACUUUCCAGUGUGUUCUGUAUUUUAUUUUUUAACUAACUGUACGGAAAGUUGUCAGUAAAGCCUUUGUCCAAGGAUCAAUUUUUAACCCUGUGCAGUGUACUGGUUUAAUGAAGUCCCCUUUGAAGUAAUAGAGCAUGUGGCACUAACCUGCCUUCUGAGGUUUUUCCACUAGUCGCACAGAUGUCCCUUCCAUACACACAGCUUUUCCCUCCCAAGUUCCGUCUUCUUAAAUAGAGAUGGAUCAGUACCUGAUCUACUUUUGGGCCUGCGAUAUCUCCACCUCAACUUUUAGGUAUCAUGACUUGCACAGAGCAUGCAAAAAGCCAGUACUGAAACUUAUUUAUCUGACCUACAGGAAAACCUGUAUACUCUGGGCCCUUUUCCCUGGAACUCUGACAAAGACCUGUGUCUUAACCACUAAAACAAAAAAGCUGCUGUUCCCUCCCCCAUCUAGCCUUUAAGAGAAUGUAGCUGUCAUUCUGAUGUACUUUAGCUGUUGUAUAAACUGCCUCAUUUCAAGAUCUUGAAGAAAGCAGGUGAUGCUUUUUUAGCCAGUGUACUGGUGAGCCUGGUAGACGCUGUCAGUGCUGGUGACACACUUAACUGUCAUGUAAUCCAUGCCUGGCAGAAGUGGGUAUAGAGUCCUUCAGGUGGCAGAUUGCCAUGUUCAGGCUACCUUUCAAACUAGAACAUCAUGUGGACCAAAGACACGGCAGCUUCCUCCGUUACUUUUGCUUUGGAAGCAGACUGGGUUGUGGAAUCAAAAUGUAGAUAUUCGGUUGAUUUGUAAAAGGGGGAGGGAGAUAAAACUGCAGGGAAUAGCAAGCUUUCCCAAGAUAUUCUUGAGCUGUAUAGGUUCAAGGGAAGAGUAGAACACUCUUAAAAAAAUAUCAGUUUGUGUGUUCAUUUGCUUGUCUGGCCAAAGCCUCACCUGGCUUACAAAGAGCUUCUGCUAAGAGACAGGUCAGGGAGGGUGGAGCUUAGGACCCCUCCUAAGUUUCUAACCUAUGGAGGUGCAAGUUUUCCCAGGACUCCAGAGUACAGGGCGAGGCACGGCAAACAUAGCUCAAACCGGCACUAGCAAUUCAGUAAACACUCUAUUGUGUAGGACUAAACUAUUUCUAACCAAGUCAGCUGGCACUAAUCAGACCUGCAGUGUACAAAGCCAUGUGCCAAACACCAGGAGACACAAACACCUGCCUCCUGGCAGUUUAUAAUUGACAUCCGAGGCAACAGAAACAGGGCAUGAUUGGGAGUGGGGAUAUCUGAAAAUCUUUUUAGUCAGUAAGUCUGUGAUUAAAUGUUCUCUUGAAAGCAGCUCAUGGCCUCCCUCUCAAUUCUUCACAAGGCUCAGUGUAGCACCUGCCUCAGUCUUGCAAAUAGGCAGUGCUCAGUCAGUUAAGUUCAACAUUUUAAGUUCAGCAUGUACCAUAUAUGUGACAAAUUUUGUUAGGUGCUGGACUUGAACAAAUUAGUGGGCAGACUGGAGUCAGAAUUAUGGUCUGCAGCUCUACGAGGCUGUGUGGUUAAAAAAGCCUUUCAGAAUGCAACCUUCCCCGUUAUGUGGAGAAAGAAUCUUCACAUCUUUGAAAAGUUCUGAAAAACAAACACCAAAGACCCAUCCAGGAUAGAAAAUUAACAUUGGGGCAAAAAGGCACCAUAAUGAAGGGGCCAUUGAGGUACAGAAACAAUUGCCCUACAACAGAGCCCAAAUAUGUUAAGACUUUCACUGCCUAGAAAACUCACCAUGAAAAUGACAGCUCCAGUGGAAGAGGCUCUGAAGGCUUAUUUGUUUUUUUGUUUUGUUUUAUUAUUGCAAAGAGAUUGAUAAGUACUCUUGACCAUCUGGUAUUCAUUUCAGCAAACUUGAAAUGAAGCUUAUGUCUGACAACCAGGAGACAGGUUCCAUGUUAAGGCCUGUCCUUUAAGAGUGAAUCCCAAGGAGCAUUUUCCAGGAAUAACCAAGGAAUCCCAGGUUUCAGAAUUUAUCUAUUUUUUAGAGAGAGAACCUGCUAGCCCAAACCUCUUUGACGGAAGUCUUCCCUCUUUCAGCAGGCAGCUAGGAAGCAGCUGCGUUCAGCAGAGAAUUGGGAACAUGAGGGCAGGCAGGCAGGCAAGCUGGGAUCCUGAGCUUUCAGUUGGAACUUGAGGCUAUGAGACCACGUAUUGGACUGCUGCGGCUAAUGGGAUCAUUUAGUUCUUGAGGAAGAUACAACUUUAACCACAUCCAUGUUCUGUUAAUAACUGGCUGGAUCCUUACAGCAUUUUACUAGAUAAGUAAACAGACUCACUAGGAAUGUGGCGUUGUUCCCAUCCUUUUGGUCAGGUGCAAACUAAUAAAGAUCUCUCCUAAGGUAGGUGCUUAAGGCCACCCUACAACAGAGUUAACAUUCUUAAGCAAUACCUGAAGUCCAGAUCUAGGAUGGAAACACGGGGAUGGCUGAGAGAUGACAUGGUCAGUAUCUCCUGCAGGCAGUGCAAGGCAAAGUAUGCCAAGCUGAAGAGUGACCUAGAAUUUGGUUAAUGCUGUAAAACUUCCCAUUUCCUUCUUGUAGCAUCAUCUGGAUUAAAGAGCUCACUUCUCAGUUUGAGGAACUGAAAAGUAGGCCACUCCUUUUUUGCAGGGCCAAACUAUCCUUUGUUUGCUCCUCACCAAAGGCCCCUUUAGCCUUUUCUCCUCUUCACCCCUUUUCAGGUGACCAGAUCCUUUCCCCCCAUCUCCCCAUUUGUCUUAGUCCUAUGAGUGGUCCUUUUGGGCACUGUGGAGUCGAUUUUCAUCAAAACUCAUCUUUAGAACCCAAUCCUAGAGGCCUAUUCUUGCUGCUACAAAGAAAACUAUGUCAGACUCAA